AUGCCGGCGGACGGGCAGCCUCCGGCUGCCAGCAGUGGCAAUCGAGAUAAGGAUGACUUUCAGGGAGAACAAGGCCAGAGAGGCCGCGAGGCCCCAGGUGGCGCGCCCCAGGGCGCGACCGGCAGCAGCAGCAGUUUCACAUCGGCGCAGGCGCUCGAGCUGAGGAGCAUCUUGCGCGAGGAGAUCAAGGCGGCUCUGGCCGUCUCGGGCACCGCGGGCCCCACGUCGGAAGGCAGAGGCUGGUGGUCAGCCUCAGCCGACGUGCCGAAGGAUUCUCAGGACGACGCGGACUUGGGCCAGAAGAAGUGGGGCGCCAGAGACUGGCGCGGCAGCAGCAGCAGCAGUGCGCGGCGACAGUCAGAGGACUGGUCGUCUUCGUGGUGGGAGAAGCCCGACCUGAGCGACCCCGACGCAUGGUUGGGAUGGAGCGAGUACCGCCUGUGGCGCCGGGGCAUACGACGCUGGCUGGCCGGGACAGGUGUCUCCGUCGGCCGUCGGGCAGACAAGAUCCUGAAGGUGCUGGACCUCGACUUGCGCAAGAAGUUCGAGGAUCUAUCGGACGACAUCCUCGUCUCCGAGGCCGGCCCGCAGGCGAUCCUCGAUCGCUUGGACGUGCUCAGCGGCCAGAGGCAGGACGACGAGAUGAGAAGAGUGGGCCGCGAGUGCUUGUUCGGGUUUCAACGCCGGCAGGGAGAGACGCUGAGCGUCUACGCGGCCAGGAUGGACCAGGUGUUCGACCGCCUCUCUUCGCAGGGGCUCGAGUUGAACAGCAAGUGGCGACGCCUGUUCAUUGAGGAAGGAGUCGGUCUAGACGACUCACAGAAGCAGAUGCUCAAUAUUCUCAGUAAGAAUUCAGGAGAGUACCAGGAUCUGCUCCACGCCAUUCGAGAGAUGGAUAUGCAGCGGAAUGAGAGCCUGACCCAGAGCAAGAAGACGUUCGCAGAGUUCGAGCAGACGUCACAGCCCACGUUCUAUGACGACGAGGAUGCCAGCAGCGUCUCGUCCAUGGAUUCGAGUCAGGAGCAGACCGUGCUGGUGACGCUGGACAAAGCGGACCUCUCGGAGCUAGAAGUUCCCACCAUUUUGGCGGAGCUCGCUUCCGAGAGGCGCAAGACGUGGAAGGAGAACAAGGACUUCAAGAGGCGGCUGAAGGUUUUUCUGACCACACCCGGGGGGGAGAUCAUUGUAGAUACGGCGGCGGGCCAAGGGCUCAUAGGCCCUGCGUCCCUCUCGAAGCUGGACGAGAGGCUCGCCGCGCUCGGUUUUCGGAUCCCCCGGGUGCCCAGUGCCAACAAACAUGCCCAGGGAGUGGGAGGCCGCACCAGUGUUUUGACCGGUCUCCUGGCCCCUACUGGGAUAGAGGGCCGUCUCGGAGUGAUGGAACUCGAUGCGAUCAGCGAAGAAGUUCCAACUUUGAUGCCAAUUGGUAUGCAGGAGGCCUUAGGAGCUGUCAUAGACCUUCCAGAAGAGAAGGUCACCUUCAAGAAUUUAGUCACAACGACGCCGUUGAAGGCACUUCCGUCGGGACAUCGGACCAUCCGGAUUGACAAGUUAGGCUCUCCCGACGAUUUUCACGUUCCAGAGUCGGUGUCGAACAGGUUCGGUGUCUCGAAGUCUGAUUUUGUGCUGCAGCCUGUUUCGCAGUAUAAGGCGUCGAUGAGAGACGGCGGUGACAGUGCCGUUUUGGCGACGUCGAACGACCAGUCGGGGGAGCACGGCGAGGGUAGAUCAGCUUACUGGGGGAUAUCGCACGUGGGCGGUAUGACAGACCAACACUACGUCCUGACCGGCCGAGAUGUGCCGGAAGGAAUGCAGAUGAAGCACCUCCGCUGGGUCCACGUGGUCGCGCAGAGCCUCAGGAUAGAGGAGGCGCUCAGCCUGUCGCUUCUCGACACGAGCCGCACCGGGCGACUCUGGCCGGUGGCCUUCACUCGCAAGCAGCGUCAGUUCACGAUUCAGAUGCUACAGCGUCGUCACGAUCCGCCGAGGCGCAGAGUCGGAGCCAACGCGAGCGCGACCUGGAUCAAGUGCGUCGACUGCGACCUGAGGCUGGCCUACUGGAAUCGCCCAAAGAUCGAGGUGCAGCCCCACCUCCUGGCGAUCAAGGACGACCCGAACCAGAGCAGCGCGGCGAUGCCGAACAUCCGCCGCUACAACAAGGGCCAGGACGACAGGAAGGAGCUCCUGAUCAAGCUGGUCAAGACCGACACCUCCAGGAGUCCGGCCGCGGUGAAGGUGCCGGUCCACUCGGAGGCCACGUCGAGGCCUUCAUACGCACCGAUGCAGGUGGACGAGCUGGCCCAGGCGGAGCGGAAGAGCCGACCGAGGACAUCGGAGAGUACCCUGGCAAAGGAUAUGAAGGAGCUGAAGGACGCGAUUCUGCAGCAGAACGAGUGCAUCCAGCAACACAGCCAGGCUCUGCAGUUCCUCACGCAGCCCCACCUGGCCCAGAUCCAGCAGUGCCAGGAGGCAGCGGUCAUGACGGCGAUUCCGGGCACGCCGCGCCAGGCCGACAAGUGGGAGGUGAUCGGUCAACCAGUCUCCCAGUCGCCGGCGCCGGAGAUGCCGAUCGCAGCGGAGAAGGAUCCCUAA
Messenger RNA from Prorocentrum cordatum, 2592 nucleotides. The record is from the annotation of a GenBank genome assembly. NCBI's taxonomy places the organism in Eukaryota, Dinophyceae, Prorocentrales, Prorocentraceae.